This is a messenger RNA of Exophiala spinifera, 513 nucleotides long. RefSeq lists its product as uncharacterized. The coding region runs from base 1 to 513 and encodes 170 amino acids. The transcript has a single exon. Lineage: Eukaryota; Fungi; Ascomycota; Eurotiomycetes; Chaetothyriales; Herpotrichiellaceae. The record is from RefSeq and is a predicted model, not a curated record.
AUGGAACACAACAAGAUGGACGCCUCGGCUACAGGCACUGACGACUAUGAUCCCUGCGCCAAUGCCAAGGUCACCUCACCCUUUUACACGUACAACCACGACUCGCCUCGCCCAUCUUUCGACGUCAACCUCAAGUCCUUUCCUCAAGUAACUCUCCAGGACCUCGAAGCCGGCGGUGAUGGCACUACCCCGAGCCUAUCCCCGACCGUCACCCAAGAAAAGCGAGACGCACAGCAGAAGAACAUCCGUGAACAGGCAGGUGGCAGCGGCGGAAGACUCGUCAACAAGUCGUGGCGGUUCUGGCACGGACCACAGAAGCAACAGUGCAUGACGAAACCAAAACAACGUGGUUGUGCAUGGUUGAAGCAGAUGCCCAAACGUCAACGGAUCAUGGUCAAGGUGCUCAUCGCCCUGGUCAUUGUCGGUGCCAUGGUGGGUAUCGCAGUGGGUAUCACGGCCGCGGUCCAUGGUGGGGUGUACAAGAAUAACAACUCUACUACAUCCAUCGAUUGA